This is a messenger RNA of Ochotona princeps (American pika), 3207 nucleotides long. RefSeq names its product solute carrier family 33 member 1 (gene SLC33A1). Bases 465 to 2117 code for a protein of 550 amino acids. The record is from RefSeq and is a predicted model, not a curated record. The transcript has 6 exons. NCBI's taxonomy places the organism in Eukaryota, Metazoa, Chordata, Mammalia, Lagomorpha, Ochotonidae. Gene Ontology annotation, cellular component: membrane. Gene Ontology annotation, molecular function: acetyl-CoA transmembrane transporter activity.
CGGGAUCCCACCCGGCGUCGUUCCCAAACGCGGCCGCGCCGGCGUGUUCUGAUUGGCUGGCUCUGGAGGCGGGGAAGGGAGCACUUCCUGAAGCGCGAGGCAGGAAGUUAUCUGGUAUCUGUGGAGUCGUGGAGAAAGCGCUCUCUGCCGCCUGAGGAGCGGCGAGGGCGAGAGGGGGGCUGCGAGAGACGGGCCGCGGGGCCCCAUCGGCGCUGGGAGGCCGUCCCCGUCGCUCCGAGCCCGGCUGCUGGACGCCGCCACAGCGGGCGACGAGCCGGGCAUCGCCUGGGCCGCCAGCUGGGGGACGGCCGCCGGUGGCAGCGCGCUGAGCCUCGGAAAGACGUGCCCUUGUCGUGCAUUCCCGAAUCCCUGGUCCAGAGCCACUUCCUCGGACCCGGGACUAGAACGGAUCCAAAACGCUCAGCCCCGGCCCGCCACGGACGGGGCUCUGCAUUGUCUCCGACAUGUCACCCACCGUCUCCCACAAGGACAGCAGCCGGCAGCGGCGGCCGGGCACUUUCAAUCACUCUCUGGAUCUCAAGAGCGGUCCUCUGCCGCCGGGCGGCUGGGAUGACAGCCCUCCGGACUCGGUGGGCGGCGAGGGGGACCGAGAGGCCCUGCUCGGUGAGGCCGGCGUGGCUGACCCCUCCAAAGCCCCGCGGAGUUGCCAGGCCGAAUUGAGCAGCAUUUUGCUCCUGGUCUUCCUUUACGUGCUCCAGGGCAUCCCGUUGGGGCUAGCGGGAAGCAUACCACUCAUUUUGCAAAGCAAAAACGUUAGCUAUACGGACCAAGCUUUCUUCAGUUUCGUCUUCUGGCCUUUCAGUCUCAAAUUGCUCUGGGCCCCGUUGGUUGAUGCGGUCUACCUUAAGAACUUCGGUCGUCGCAAAUCCUGGCUUGUGCCUACCCAAUAUGUACUAGGCUUCUUCAUGAUCUACUUGUCCACCCAGGUGGACCGUUUGCUCGGCAGUGCGGACGGCAGGACGCCCGAUGUGGUAGCUCUCACGGUCGCGUUCUUCUUGUUCGAGUUUCUGGCCGCCACUCAGGACAUCGCUGUGGACGGCUGGGCGCUAACGAUGUUAUCCCGGGAAAACGUGGGCUAUGCUUCCACGUGCAAUUCGGUGGGCCAGACAGCGGGCUACUUUUUGGGCAACGUUUUGUUUUUGGCCCUUGAAUCUGCUGACUUUUGUAACAAAUACUUGCGAUUUCAACCUCAACCCAGGGGAAUCGUUACGCUUUCAGAUUUUCUUUUUUUCUGGGGAACUGUAUUUUUGAUAACAACGACAUUAGUUGCCCUUCUGAAAAAAGAAAACAAGGAGGUAUCAGUAGUUAAAGAAGAAACGCAAGGGAUCACAGAUACAUACAAGCUGCUUUUCUCCAUUGUGAGAAUGCCAGCAGUUUUGACAUUUUGCCUUCUGAUCCUUACUGCAAAGAUUGGUUUUUCAGCAGCAGAUGCAGUAACGGGAUUGAAACUGGUGGAAGAGGGAGUACCCAAAGAACAUCUAGCCUUACUGGCAGUUCCCAUGGUUCCUUUACAGAUAAUAUUGCCUCUGAUUAUCAGCAAAUACACUGCUGGUCCCCAGCCACUAAACAUAUUUUACAAAGCCAUGCCCUACAGACUGCUGCUUGGGUUAGAAUAUGCACUGCUGGUUUGGUGGACUCCUAAAGUGGAGCAUCAGGGGGGAUUCCCCAUCUAUUACUAUGUCAUUGUGCUGCUGAGUUAUGCAUUACAUCAGGUCACAUUGUACAGCAUGUAUGUUUCUAUAAUGGCUUUCAAUGCCAAGGUUAGUGAUCCACUUAUUGGAGGCACAUACAUGACUCUUUUAAAUACCGUGUCCAAUCUGGGAGGAAACUGGCCUGCGACAGUAGCUCUUUGGCUGGUGGAUCCCCUCACAGUGAAAGAGUGUGUGGGCGCAUCGAACCAGAACUGUGGAACAGCAGAUGCUGUCGAGCUUUGCAAAAAACUUGGUGGCUCAUGUGUUACAGCACUGGAUGGUUAUUAUGUGGAAUCCAUUAUUUGCGUUUUUAUUGGAUUUGCUUGGUGGUUCUUUCUUGGUCCAAAGUUUAAAAAGCUACAGGAUGAAGGACCGUCUGCAUGGAAGUGCAGAAGAAGCAGUUAAUGCAUGCACUACAGGACAUUCUAGAAAGGUAACUGUAGUUUAAGUCAGAGAGCAAUGAUAAUCAGUGCACAGAAUUGUAAAAUAUUUGAAAAAGAAAUUAUUACUAUAAAAUGCCAAAUGUUUGAAAAAUAGAGACCUCUCUGUACAUCUGAUUCUAUUUCCCCUUGCCUUGUCAAUGUAUUUGAAGUUUACUUAAGGUCCGAAAAUUGAUUCUAAAGCAACUUUUCCGGACUUGUUAUUUGAGUUCUUCCUUUUAAAUUUAAUAACCAAAGCACAUUUUAAGCUGCACUACAGUAGUCAUGGACAGUAACCAUGCAGUCAAGUAUUGUUACCAGCUCCUCUCAUUCAGUUGUAUGUAUAAAUUGAGUACUACAUAUUACAUGGAAGGGUACUUGAUAUUCAGUGCUAACUACACAUAGUCUGACCUUACUGACAGUCAAACUUUACUUUGAUUUAUAAAUUGGUUCAAUUUUAUGUGAGAUUUGCUGAGCAGGCAAUAUAGACUAACAAAACGUCAUUUUAGUUAUUUUUCUGACCAUGACCAGGUUGUACAAAUGCACUUGUGUUUAAAGAAAUAUUUUAAAUGUAUUUCCUGCUUUUUUAGGCAUUAAAGAUUUAUAAGAAGAUUAUCAAACUAUUUUUUAUAAAAUGAAAGCUGUGAUUUCUAAUUUAUUGAUUCCCCUUCUCAGCCCUCUGUUUUGGAAGAUAUUUUGACUCUUUGUUAACUUUUAUUCCACAGCUUACAUGUGGGUUUUGUCAUGAGUGCUUCAUGGCACACAAGCAGCUAAAAAGGGGAUCAAAUUUAGUGUUAUAUGUAUGUUCGUGGCAAUAAUUUGAAAAUAAAGAUUAAAGAUAUUCUGCCAGUAGUUUUUUUUUUCCUGAGGAAGAUUGGUAAUACCAUUGUUCUAAAAUGACUAUUUUAAAAAAAGGAAAAGGUGUUUUGUGUCUUUGAAAAAAUUAAACCAUAUGCUGGAGGGACAUUUCUUAAGUAAGCACUUUAUUAGUGAAAAAGAUCUCAUGUUUGCUUUCUGCCAAAUCAAGCACCAUAUUUCCAUUUAUUACAACACAGCCUUCGGAUCGCAAACUGUAG